Ilex paraguariensis (yerba mate) is the source of this 1034-nucleotide messenger RNA. The record is from the annotation of a GenBank genome assembly. Lineage: Eukaryota; Viridiplantae; Streptophyta; Magnoliopsida; Aquifoliales; Aquifoliaceae.
CCUCAAACCCAUCUUUUCUAUUCAGAAUCAGCCAUGCCCACAAUCAAAUUUUUUGCAGAGAGCUUCGAGAGAUGAACUUGAAGCAGCAUUAGACAAAGCAUCAAUGCCCAACAAAACUGUAAUCAUCGCCGUCGUGAAUAAAGCUUACGUAGAACCACACGACGACACGAGUCCGGCGAUGUUUGAUCUCUUUAUUCAGAGUUUUUGGCUUGGAGAAGGCACGAGAUCAUUGCUUGAUCAUCUGUUACUCGUCGCCGUCGAUCAAACGGCGUACGACCGGUGCAAGUUCCGACGACUCCACUGUUAUAGAUUGGCGACGGAAGGUGUGGAUUUCACUGGAGAGAAGCUUUACUUGUCUGAUGAUUUUAUCAAGAUGAUGUGGAGAAGAACUCGGUUCCUUCUAGAUGUGCUUAACCGUGGCUAUAACUUCAUCUUUACGGAUACUGAUGUAAUGUGGCUAAGAAACCCAUUACAAAGGCUAAGCAAGAACGAAAGUGAUGAUCUACAACUAAGUACAGAUUGGUUCAAAGGCAAUCCAUGGUCGAAAAUGACAUCUAUCAACACUGGCUUCUACUACAUCAGAUCAAACACCAAGACCAUCGCGUUAUUCAAGAGAUGGUACGGGAUGAAGGAUAAUUCUGCAGGGAUGAAAGAGCAGGAUGUGUUGGUGACUCUGAUACGUAAGGGCGUGUGUCGGGAACUUGGCGUUGAGGUAAGGUUGCUCGACACUGUUUACUUCAGUGGGUUCUGCAGUGUGAGUGAAGAUAUUAGAGUAGUGGCUACUGUACAUGCCAACUGUUGCCGAGGUAUAAGUGCCAAGGUUGCUGAUCUUAUGGCAGUUCUUCAUGAUUGGAAGACGUUCAAAGAGUCUGCUGAUCAUGAAAAUGCAAUGAAUUGUCCUAAUGGUACUGUGGCAUUUCAAUGGUCCAAGUUUGGUGCGUGUAUUAAUUCAUGGAAAGUCUCCAAAUGAUUCUUUGGAGUAUUGACCAAAAUAAAAACUUUGGGUGUAGAAUAAUAAAUAAAAGAAACUUGGG